AGUUUGUUUGGCUGCCAACGAUUCCGUUACUCAAAAUGGCGGCGCUCAUCGUUCCCGUAACCGCGCCACUCCGCCGCCAGUUUCACGUUUCCGCCGCUCUAUCAACGCCGCCUCGUAGCAACUCGCCGGCGGUGGACUGGGUGAAGGAGACCGCGAGCUUCUUCGAGCAGGAUUCCCGACCAAUCAUGCUCUUCGACGGUGUCUGCAAUCUGUGUAAUGGAGGUGUGAAGAUUGUUCGAGAUAAUGACAGGAGAAGAAAUAUUAGAUUUGAGGCUCUGCAAAGUGAAUCAGGCAAAAAGUUAUUGCAGAGAUCGGGAAGAGCUCCUGAUGAUAUUUCAAGUGUUGUUCUUGUUGAAAAAGACAGGUCUUAUAUAAAAUCGGAAGCUGUAUUAAAGAUAAUGGAAUACAUUGAUUUGCCCUUUCCUCAGCUGGCCCUGUUUCUCCAAUUUGUACCAUUAUUCGUGCGGGAUUUCAUCAGGCAACCCAAUCCCGGCAUCAAUGCGCGAGCUGUUUCAUGAACCUUGUUGGUUGAUUUGAACCUGCCGAUUUUAUGUACACAUCGUCCACAUUGAUGUUAGUGCAAUGUACCGUCUUGCUGCAGUUGAAGAUAAACAAUGGAUGAUCAGUACACGACAUAUGCACACAUCUCUCGUGAUUUCAGUCUAGACAUUCGUUACUUACUUUUUCAGCGCAUAUCUUGUGAGGGCAGUAAUUCUGGUCGAUGAAAACGGGGUUUUUAGCCUCUAUGAAGAUUAUGUCGGAGAAAUUGAUGUUCCUGGCAAUGACUUAUUUAUAGAAAAAUCUCUGUUAUAAUUAUGUGAUCUUAUCCUAAUAUAAUUAAUUUUCUUGGCCUUUCUCAUCAUUAGGUAGUGUGACUCUCACACUAAAUAUUUGGUUUUGUAAUUAUAGACUUUACCAAUAUAUCGUUUGUUGGUAAUCCACAAUUCAAGGACUUCGUCGAUUCCACCUGGUAAAA
Molecule: messenger RNA, 976 nt
Organism: Salvia splendens (bonfire salvia)
Lineage: Eukaryota; Viridiplantae; Streptophyta; Magnoliopsida; Lamiales; Lamiaceae
Product: DCC family protein At1g52590, chloroplastic
Exons: 7
Coding region: 36-518 (160 amino acids)
Molecular function (GO): protein-disulfide reductase activity
Source: RefSeq, a predicted model, not a curated record